Aspergillus eucalypticola CBS 122712 is the source of this 873-nucleotide messenger RNA. RefSeq names its product Isochorismatase hydrolase. The transcript has 2 exons. NCBI's taxonomy places the organism in Eukaryota, Fungi, Ascomycota, Eurotiomycetes, Eurotiales, Aspergillaceae. The record is from RefSeq and is a predicted model, not a curated record. Bases 184 to 759 code for a protein of 191 amino acids.
GUCAGUUGCCAGUUAGCCCAACACGUGCAGGAGCUUCAGGAGCAACAAAGCUCGCCGGAAUUUGUUCCUUUCUUUAAAUUCUUAAGCUUUCAACUUUUGAUUCAUUUUUUCCAGUCCCAUCAAUCUCCACGUUGUUAUUCCCUGUCACUUUCUCAGCAAAGCACUAAUAUACCCAUUGAAAAAAUGCCUCGAACUGCUAUAUUCGUUAUCGACAUUCAGAACCAUAUCGCCGUUGAUCCUACCUCUCGCGUCCCCCAAGCGGAUCGCGUCAUCAAAGCCUCUGAAGCGAUCUUACAGACGGCUCGUUCCAUCAAAGACUCCAAUGAAAAGAGCAACAGUCCACUCAUCGUCUUCAUUCAGCACGAAGAGUCCGCGAAUGACGGAGCCCUUGUAAAGGGGACUGAGCCCUGGGGGCUCGUCUUUCACCCCCGCGCGGAUGUGGAGGGCGAAAUUUUGGUUGCAAAGAGGACAGGGGACACAUUCAAAUCCAACCGCGACCUCGCGCAGAGGCUGCGCGACGCCAACGUCACCGAAAUCGUCGCGUUCGGUCUGCAGAGCGAUAAAUGCGUUGAAGCAACAUGUACCGGAGCACUGGCAGCUGGCUUCCACGUAACUGUGUUGGCUGGCGCACAUUCUACCUACGAUGCUGAUGGAAAGACCGCCCAAGAAAUCGAGCGUGAAGUUGAACUUCGCCUCUCGACACGCGGCGCUCGCGUUGUCCGGUGGGAGAAAUGGGUGGAAAAGCAACAGGUUGCCUGAUUCGCACUCUUGUUGUUUUCGGUCUAGUUUAUUUUUGUACAUGUUAUAAUUGCCAGGAACUUUGUCUGAAAUGCGGGCUUCAUCGAGAUACACCAUAAUUCACAUUAUCAUCAC